UGCAUAUGUGAAAUAGAGAAGAUGCGAUAACACUCCACAGCCUACAAAUUAGGCCAACUUUAAUGCAUAUGAUAUGCACUGUCAAACAAACGAGCUUAAAUAACUGAGUUUAAACAGCUUUUACAAUCGGCGACACAAACAUUGAAAGUGAAAUAUGGAUAAAAAGAUCUGUAUAAUUGGUGCUGGACCUUGCGGAAUGGCAACAUUGUUUCAUUUUUCAAAAUUAAAACAAAUGCCUGAUGUCGUUUGUUAUGAGAAACAGCGAACUUGGGGAGGAUUAUGGAAUUUCUCUUGGAGAACAGGAAUAGAUGAGCACGGAGAACCUUGUCCAAAUGGAAUGUAUAAGAACCUAUGGAGCAAUACAAUAAAGGAGAUGAUGGAAUUUCCGGAUUAUACAUUUGAAACACAUUUUGGUAAAACAACGCCUUCAUACAUGCCUAGGAGUGCCAUGAGGGACUAUUUGGAAGGUCACUGGACAAAAGGUGCAUGCACAAAUCUAAAGAAGUUUAUCGAAUUUAACACUGCAGUGAGAUAUGUUAAAUUUAAUGAUGAUGAGAACAAUUUUAUCGUCACAGUAAAUGACCAUAACACUGGCGAGACAAGAGAAGAAAUAUUUUCACAUGUUGUCGUUGCAACUGGAAUUUUCAACACUCCAAAUACACCAGAAAUCAAAGGUAUUGGUGAGUUUCACGGUCGUAUUCUACACGCCCAUGAUUUCCGCGAUGCGCGAGAGUUUACAGGUAAAAGAGUUCUGCUCAUAGGAGCUGGAUAUUCUGGUGAGGAUCUUGCUCUUCAGUUGCUUAAAUAUAAUACAGAACGGGUUAUUUUAUCUCACAGAACUAACCCAAAAAGUUCCACAUGUUUUAUGCCAGAUGGCAUCGAAGAAAGACCGCAGGUUGAUAGGUUUGAUACAACAAAAGUCCAUUUCAUUGACAAAACAUUUGCUGAUAUUGAUGCUGUCAUAUUCUGUACAGGUUACAUUAAUCACUUUCCUUUCCUUGAAAGUAGAUUUCGGAUAGAUGAGAAAACGCAUUUUUACCCGGCAGGAUUAUACAAGGCUGCUUUGUACAUUAAAGCUGGAAACAAUAAAUUGUUCUACGUUGGAGUACAAGAUCAGUUUUACUCAUUUCAUCUUUUUGAAGUCCUUACAAAUUGGACUGUUAAAUAUAUAAUGGGUCAGCUUGAAGAAGAGCCAAGGUCUAAAGAAGAGAUGGAAACUGAUGCUAAAGAUUGGCACUCGCGAUGCGAAGCAAUUAGAAGUGAAAAUGAUAUGCUUGAAGUUCAGUCUGACCUUGUUGACCAUUUAGCUAAUCUCGGAGGAUAUACAAAAGAUAUCAUGAAAACUGUGCCAUAUUUCCGAGGAUGGAUCCAAGAUAGAAAAGAAAAAGAUACAGGCCUUGCGAAUUACAGAGAUAUGUGUUAUGCAAAUAUCCACAGUGGAAUAAUGGCGCCAAAGCAAACACCGUUUAUGGAGAAUUACGAUGAUAGCAUUGAGGCGUACUUGAAGUUUGGUGUUUAGACAUUUGUAUAUACUUAUCUAAAACUUGCUUCUUUUCGCAUGUAUUUUCCUGUGUGCUUAUUUUUCAUUGUAUAUUUCAAUGUUCAUUUUCAGUUUGUUUAAAGCGACUUUCGACAAAAAGCAUACAUAAUUAUGUAGAGUAAAACAUUACGUUACCAAAUGUAAGCUUUCAAUCAUCAGUUAACCAGCACUUGGUAAAUAUGUUUUACAAAUUUAUGAAUUUAAAAGCACAUAACUUUUAAAUUAUUACUUGAAUCUUUUAACUUUUAUUAAAAUCUCUGUAAAUGUUUCUCAAGUUUAUGUUUUUUUUUUUUUUUUUUUUUUUUUUUGGCUGAUCUGAAGGCAUGCAGUUUAAAGAAAGUUUACGCAAAUGUCUAAACGCUUCUUCAUUUUUUAAACGUGUUUCAUUACUUUACAAUGUUUCAUUUCGCUUUCGCAAACUGGUUAACGAUGUUUAUUUCAAUAUUUGUUUGCAAUAACUCUUUAAACUAAAUAAUCUCAAGACUAUCAAUUCAAAAUUAGGAUAUUUUUAUAUACAUAUAUGAAACAUAUUGUGAAGUACAUGCAUCUUCAUUCCAUGUGAAGUAUUUUUGAGUGGUAAGAUCAAUCCUAGCUGAUUAUUGGGCCAGACAAGCGUAAUUUCAAAUAUUUAUCCAAAAAAAGGAUAAAUAUCUAAAUGUCAUAUAUACUUUCUGGACAAAAGAAAGUGAACGUCAAGCUAAAUAUAUAUAAAAUAUGUUGGCAUCAUUGAAAAGCUAAUGCAAAAUUAAUUGUUGGACACAGUUGUCUUCAAUUAAGUGGUAAUGUAUAUACUUCUUUUUGUGUUUUCUUCUCUUUGUUUUCUUUCUUUAAAAUUUACUUAAUAUAUACAAAUGUUUAGUCUUUUUUCUCUGCAAGUGCGAAUAUUGUAACAAACUUUAUGUAUAAUGUUUUUAUUUGUAGAGACAUACACACAAGAUAGAAAAUUAGUACAUGCAUAUUCAAUAUGAAUACCAAACACAUGACAAGCAGUGAACUAUAUAUUAUCUAAAUAAUAGGAAAUAAGAACUUAUAUAAAACAUAUUGCUUUUUUUUAAAUAUGGGU
This is a messenger RNA of Ruditapes philippinarum (Manila clam), 2603 nucleotides long. RefSeq names its product trimethylamine monooxygenase-like. The transcript is spliced from 4 exons. The record is from RefSeq and is a predicted model, not a curated record. Bases 155 to 1519 code for a protein of 454 amino acids. Gene Ontology annotation, molecular function: N,N-dimethylaniline monooxygenase activity; NADP binding; flavin adenine dinucleotide binding. NCBI's taxonomy places the organism in Eukaryota, Metazoa, Mollusca, Bivalvia, Venerida, Veneridae.